AUGUCUUCUCUCAUCGACCAUCCAGUCCAUGUGUUAGCCGCAGCAUCGUUACUCACAAUAUCAAUAUUCUUGUACACCAAGCUCGUCGAGAAGAGGCACAAGCAAUACGCCCAUCUCCCUCAGUUGCCCACAUCGCUUCUCUGGGGCCAUCUCCGGCUCUUUCAAGAAUACACUCAUCAUGGAGCCCAAGACCGUCAUCCAGAUGCAAUCAUUGCUGAGAUGCAUAAGGAUCUUGGAUCCCCUCCCAUCUUCUUGAUCGACAUGCGACCCAUCAGCCAUCCCAUGGCCGUCAUCGCUGACCAUGCAGUUGCCGAACAAAUCUCGAGGCCAUCUAAGGAAUUCCAAUAUAGUGUACCUAAAGCGCCUUCUAUACCAAGCAUCGGCCCUCUGAUUGGUCGCUUAUCAAUGCUCAACCGUCAGAACGAGAGCUGGAAGGUAGUUCGCAGAAGAUUCAACCCAGGCUUUGCUCCAAACCACCUGAUGACGCUUCUUCCGUGUAUUCUCGACAAGAGCAUGCUAUUCUUGGAGCGAUUGGAUCAGCAUGCUGAAGCGGACGACGUUUUUAGGCUGACUGACCUGACUACGAGCCUGACCUUUGACAUCAUCGGUGCUGUUGCUAUGGAUGUCGAUCUGGAGGCGCAGAAACCUGAUCCUUCUCGACAGAGAGACUUCAUCCAUAUCUUCAACGAGCUCAUUCAGACGCAUGCCAAUGACAAUUUUCAUCUGCCAUGGUGGCUCAGACCCUUUAUCUAUAUGACUCGCCAUCGCCUAGGGAGACUUAUCACCCAGAGGCUGCAGACUAUCGUCCGUGCCAAAUUCACCGAGCUCAAGUCCGGUUCCCCAGACGGUCAAUCAUCUCGGACGAUCCUCGCGCUGAGCUUGCAAGAUAUCGAUCACCUCUCGCCUGCUGUUCUCGAUGAGACGUGUGACCAGCUCAAAUCCUUCCUCUUUGCAGGUCAUGACACCACGAGUACCCUUAUUGACUGGGCGGUAUACGAGCUCUCUCGCACCCCCCGAGCUCUCAAGGCCGUACAGGCCGAAGUCACGGCACUGCUCGGCCCCGAGACACACGACCCAGGCGCCAUCCGUACUAAGCUCCUGUCUCCCGGCGGGGAGCAUAUUAUCCACCAAAUGACUUACAUCUCGGCCGUCAUACGAGAGUGUCUUAGAUUACAUCCGCCAGCUAGUACAGUCCGCAUGACCAUGCCAAAGUCUGAAAGCUCGUGCGUCGUCACCACGUCCCGCGGCGACUACUGCCUCGACGGCGCCUGGAUCUACCUGAACCACGCCAUUAUCCACCGCGACCGCGCCGUGUUCGGAGACACGGCCGACGACUUCUGGCCGGAGCGCUGGCUCGUCCAAGGCGGCCAGAGACAUGCCGGAGGCUCGCCCACCUCCGAGGCGUCAGUCUUUACAGCCGCACCAGGUGUAUUCCCGCAGAGUGCUUGGAGACCUUUUGAGAGGGGUCCAAGGAAUUGCAUCGGCCAGGAGCUUGCCAACAUUGAGGCGCGGAUCGUCAUCGCCAUGCUGGCCUACAGAUAUACCUUCACCAAAGUUGGCCUGGGCGAGUUGGACCUGGACUCAAGAGGUCGGCCGGAGGUUGGUGAUAAUGGCCAGUACAAGGUCAAGUCGGAACUAUAUCCAACCAUUCAGAUUACAGCGAAGCCGGUCGACGGAAUGCUAAUGAAGGUUGCUCUGGCUUAA
Clonostachys solani is the source of this 1704-nucleotide messenger RNA. The record is from the annotation of a GenBank genome assembly. Lineage: Eukaryota; Fungi; Ascomycota; Sordariomycetes; Hypocreales; Bionectriaceae.